This is a messenger RNA of Camelina sativa (false flax), 1043 nucleotides long. The record is from RefSeq and is a predicted model, not a curated record. Lineage: Eukaryota; Viridiplantae; Streptophyta; Magnoliopsida; Brassicales; Brassicaceae.
AUUAAUAGGAAUCAUCCCAUGCGCUGCAUCCUUUCUUGGCCUCUUUUUAAUCCCUGAGUCUCCAAGAUGGCUGGCAAAGAUGGGGCGUGAUGCGGAGUUUGAAGCUGCGCUGAGGAAGCUCCGAGGGGAGAAGGCUGAUAUUUCGCAGGAGGCGGCAGAGAUUCAGGAUUAUAUCGAAACUCUGGAAAGGCUACCGAAAGCUAAGAUGUUGGAUUUGUUUCAGAGGAGAUACAUACGCUCUGUUCUUAUAGCAUUCGGGUUAAUGGUGUUUCAGCAGUUUGGAGGAAUCAACGGAAUAUGUUUUUACACGAGCUCGAUAUUUGAGCAAGCAGGUUUCCCCACAAGACUUGGGAUGAUAAUAUAUGCUGUGCUUCAGGUGGUAAUCACUGCGCUUAAUGCACCAAUAGUUGACAGAGCCGGAAGAAAGCCGUUGCUACUGGUUUCUGCGACAGGUUUAGUGGUAGGUUGUUUGAUCACAGCAGUCUCUUUCUAUCUCAAGGUUCACAACUUGGCACAGGAAGCAGUCCCGGUCCUGGCUGUUGUUGGUAUUAUGGUGUACAUAGGAUCGUUCUCAGCAGGCAUGGGAGCCAUGCCGUGGGUGGUCAUGUCUGAGAUAUUUCCCAUAAACAUAAAAGGAGUAGCAGGAGGCAUGGCGACGCUGGUGAAUUGGUUUGGAGCGUGGGCCGUUUCUUACACUUUCAACUUCCUCAUGUCCUGGAGCUCUUACGGAACUUUCAUCAUUUACGCUGCCAUUAACGCCCUGGCCAUCGUCUUCGUCAUUGUCAUCGUGCCUGAAACGAAAGGGAAGACACUGGAGCAGAUCCAAGCUGUGGUCAAUCCAUAGUCCACAUGAUGUUAUUUUUACUAGGUGUUCUCUUAUCUAUUUAACAAUUGGGACCUAAAGUAGCAAUCUUGAACCUCUUUGCUUUUUAAUGAAUUGUUAUCAAUCCCUCUCGCUUUCUAUUAAUUGUCUUAUUGAUACGCACUUUCGAGUUCAAAAGGCGGAUCCUUAGAUUUUUGAUGUUUUCCAUAGUUCCUAUAUA